Lathyrus oleraceus (garden pea) is the source of this 2582-nucleotide messenger RNA. RefSeq names its product DEAD-box ATP-dependent RNA helicase 8. Gene Ontology annotation, molecular function: RNA helicase activity. The transcript is spliced from 9 exons. NCBI's taxonomy places the organism in Eukaryota, Viridiplantae, Streptophyta, Magnoliopsida, Fabales, Fabaceae. The coding region runs from base 1103 to 2308 and encodes 401 amino acids. The record is from RefSeq and is a predicted model, not a curated record.
CAAAUAAACAAAACUCCAUUAAAAAGCUCCUCCCAUCUCUUUUGAUUUACCAAUGCAUACCAAUAUUCAACAAAACCAAAACCCAAAUCAACAUAAAAAAUUAUAGAGGAAAGCUAACAUUUUGAUUCACGGCAAAAUGUAAGAUAAUUAUGGUUGUUUUUUUAUGGUUAAUUCGCAGAUGAAAGGACCAGAUGUAGAUCGGCAGUGGAGCUUCUUGUUGUUGUGAUGUGGUCGCCGGUAGUAUGUGUUGCUUAUUGUUGUUAUUGAAGAGGUUUAGAUCUAAUAUUGUUCAUGAUGUCGAUGCAUCACCUCAAUCUUAUUAGGAGAACCAACAAUACCUUCAACACCAUUCUGAAACUUCCAUGAAGAAACUACAACUAGCUUUAUUCUUACAGUAACCUUAGCAUGGUAAUGACAUGGUUUCCAAUCAUUACCAACGCUUUCACUACCUCUAGAACUAGAAAAUAACUCUGACCGUCACUAGUACAAAAAGAAUAAUAUAAUUUGUAAAUUUACACCCGUUUUACAAAAAACGGGUGUAAAAAGCAAAUGCGGUGGCAGUUUUGUAAAUAAAGUCUUAUUUUGAAUUUUAGUACGUAACAAUAGACACCCUAUUUUUAAAUAACGGGUGUAAAUUCAAAUAUUAUUUAUUAUCAACUCUAUAUUACACCUGAUAUUCAAAAAAAGGGUGUAAAUUUAAAAAUAAAAAUAAAAUAUUCGUGCCUUAAACAAUAACUUUUAUUAUUCUUAUUUGUUUAAUCUUAAAUUUUCGUAAAAAAAUAAUAAAUUUUAAUAUUAAUAUAUAACAAUAGACACCCUAUAUUUAAAAAUAGGGUGUAUAAUUAUAACAAUAUAAAUUUUUUUGGGAUUCUUGUAGUUGUAUCAUACCCUUAGAAAUUUCACAUUUUUCUUCUCAGAUUUCGUUACUUUAGCCUUUAAUCUUUAAUAUUUAAUCGUUAACCCCAUUUUGAGAAAUCACCGUUCCAGGGGUUCGGCUUUAGUAUCAUUUCAGUGAUUUUGAAGAAACCCUAGCUUAUUGGUUGAGUUUAGCUUACUGUACAUUCUUUUUCGGUAGAAUUUUUUUGGGAUUUGAAUCUGUAACAUGAACAAUAGAGCGAGAUAUCCACUUGGGAAUGGGUUAGGUCGAGGUGGUGGUGGCGGUGGCGGAGGGUUUCAACAGAGACCAAAUCAACAACAGUAUGUGCAGAGGCACAUGAUGCAAAAUCAGCAUCCACAACAACAAUACCAGCAGCAUCAACAGAAUCAACAAUAUCAGCAGCAGCAACAACAACAGUGGCUGAGAAGGAACCAGUUGAGUGGAACUGACACCAGUGUUGUGGAGGAGGUCGAGAAGACUGUGCAGUCUGAAACAAACGACUCUAGUUCACAAGAUUGGAAGGCAAGACUAAAGAUUCCACCAGCUGAUACACGCUAUAGGACAGAGGAUGUGACAGCAACUAAAGGAAAUGAGUUUGAGGAUUACUUUUUGAAGCGUGAGCUGCUAAUGGGAAUAUAUGAGAAGGGGUUUGAAAGGCCAUCCCCUAUCCAAGAAGAAAGCAUUCCAAUUGCCCUUACUGGUAGUGACAUUCUUGCUAGGUCUGAUAUCUGGUCGCGUUUCUAUUGUUUUUGUCUGGCUGAUAAACUUCUCUCCCCAGAGUUCCAGCCUUCAAUUGAGCAGCUGAUUCAAUUUCUUCCCUCAAGUCGUCAAAUCCUUAUGUUUUCAGCUACAUUUCCUGUUACUGUAAAGGAUUUCAAAGAUAGAUAUCUUCGUAAGCCGUAUAUCAUUAAUCUUAUGGACGAGCUAACUCUGAAGGGUAUUACCCAAUUUUAUGCAUUUGUGGAGGAGAGGCAGAAAGUCCACUGCCUAAAUACUCUUUUCUCUAAGCUGCAAAUAAACCAGUCAAUCAUCUUCUGCAAUUCAGUUAAUCGGGUUGAACUCCUUGCCAAGAAAAUCACAGAACUAGGGUAUUCAUGUUUCUAUAUUCAUGCUAAGAUGUUGCAAGACCACCGUAAUAGAGUUUUUCACGACUUCCGCAAUGGUGCCUGCAGAAAUCUUGUUUGUACUGAUCUUUUCACUAGGGGAAUAGAUAUCCAAGCAGUGAAUGUUGUUAUUAAUUUUGAUUUUCCCAAGAACUCAGAGACAUAUCUGCACAGGGUUGGCCGAUCAGGGAGGUUUGGACACCUUGGUUUAGCAGUGAACUUAAUAACCUAUGAGGAUCGUUUCAAUUUGUAUAGGAUUGAACAAGAACUUGGCACUGAAAUAAAACAAAUUCCCCCAUUCAUUGAUCAGGCCAUAUAUUGUCGGUGACCGGUGGUAGAUACCCUGUUUGUAUUCUCAACUGUGGUGAAUAGCAUCAUCGCAUGACCUGAUUGUCACGCAAGCAGGUGUGAAUGCGCUGCACGAGGAUUCAAUAAGUUAGGGUAUUGUUAGACCCCUCUGUUGAAUGUUUUGUUAUUUAUUUAUGCUUUUAAGAGCCCUGGAAAAAUAAUUAGAACCUAAAGUUUAAUAAUGGGUUUUUAAAUGCCAGACAUAUGCUUGGCUCCUUGGAUUGCAUUUGCAAAUUGGUUAUUAUUAAUUUUUA